Molecule: messenger RNA, 1047 nt
Organism: Camellia sinensis
Lineage: Eukaryota; Viridiplantae; Streptophyta; Magnoliopsida; Ericales; Theaceae
Product: norbelladine synthase-like
Biological process (GO): defense response; abscisic acid-activated signaling pathway
Cellular component (GO): cytoplasm; nucleus
Molecular function (GO): protein phosphatase inhibitor activity; signaling receptor activity; abscisic acid binding
Source: RefSeq, a predicted model, not a curated record
GUUAUUCCCAUAGGGUAUUCUGGAAUGUGCGGUGGUAGAGUGGCUGGUAAUGGGCUUAAAUAAAAUCAAACAAUUCCCUCCCCAGUUGAAUAUGGCAAUGUUUCAAUUAAAACUCAUUUGUUAAACCCAUAUGCAUUGUCAACCACUGCUGUCUUACUUGAAUCAGGAAUCAUUUCAUGCCAAUCUUCCCAAUUUUCUAUGCUUUUAAACCUUGUCCUCACCAUCAUCUAAGUUGUUAAUAAUCUUUUCAAGCCCCUCUGUAUGCACAUAACUAGGUGUUCAGACCAGCUCACGCACAUAUCACCAAUCAAUCUAUGCUAAGAUCCCCACCACCACCACCACCAAGAUAGAAGAAAAAAUGUUGGGAACAGUUUCAGAGGAGAUUGAAGUAAAUGUGUCGGCAAGCCAAGCUUGGGAACUGUAUGGCACUCUCCAACUUACCAAGUUCGCGGGAGAAGAGCUCACUAAUGUUGUUGACAAAAUUGAGAUAGUACAAGGCGAUGGUGGAGUUGGGACCAUUCUCAACUUAGUAUUUCCACCAGGGACACCCGGAUUUUUGUCUUAUAAGGAGAAGUUUACAAAGGUUGAUGAUGAGAAGAGAGUGAAGGAAGCGGAGGUGAUUGAAGGAGGAUAUCUUGAUUUAGGAUUCACUCUGUAUCGGGUUCGAUUUGAAAUAAUAGAGAAAGGGGAGGAGAAUUGCAUUACCAGAUCCACAAUUGAAUAUGAUGCCAAGGAAGACGCUGCUGCUAAUGCCUCCUCCAUGAUCAGCAUCCAACCUUUUGUCUUGCUUAUGGAAGCUGCCUCCAAUUAUCUCACUAGGAACAACAAAAAAAAAGCAUAAUUAAAUGAAUAAAAUGUAAUUAAAUUUAAUUAAGGUUGAUAUAUAUGCAUGCAUUCAUGCACAAGCAUGCACUUUGAUAUCUUCAAAUCCAAUCUGUGUUACUCCUUCCCCAUGUUAUAGUGAUGUUAUUGUAUAAGUUCUGAAAUUCUUGUUUGUUUGUUGUACUGUUGUUGUUAAAGAGUUUUUAUCAGAAGCUAAUUUCUCAA